Messenger RNA from Schistosoma intercalatum, 1946 nucleotides. The record is from the annotation of a GenBank genome assembly. Lineage: Eukaryota; Metazoa; Platyhelminthes; Trematoda; Strigeidida; Schistosomatidae.
CUACAAAACAAAGAUUGAAUCAACUGAGAGACCAUCAUUAUGAGAGCCAAUACAAGUCAUCAAACCUCCUGUCCUUCCCAAACUGAAACCGAAACUGGAAACUGGAACUUUAGAUAUUCAAAACAGCCAUUGUCACUAACCCCUGAAGGUCACUAAAAACGGAAAGGUGGUUAAAUCGUUCGUUUUCUAUUCAUAGUCGUUUUGCGUGUCGUUCGUCCCGAUGCUUCAUGAAUUUGCUGGUUGGUAUAGAAGGUGGCGAUUUGGUGAAGGGACACGUAUUGAUUUAGUUUUAAUUGGCCCACCAGGUAGUGGAAAAGGGACUCAGGCAAUCAAAAUAGCUGAACGUUAUAAAAUCUGCCAUUUAUCUACUGGAGAUAUUCUUAGAGCCAUUAUAGCAUCAGGAUCAGAACUUGGUCAAAAAGUACAGAAAAUUACGGAAUCAGGAGGACUUGUUUCAGAUGACAUAGUUUGUGACCUAAUCGCACAAAAAAUCAAUUCUCCGGAAUGUAAAAAUGGACUUCUAUUCGACGGGUUUCCACGCACACUAGAACAAGCCAAAAAACUUGAUAACCUUCUUAGAGAUCGUCAGAUUCAUCUGUCGGCUGCCUUGGAGUUCAAGCUCGACCCUACCAUCUUGGAAAAAAGGAUUUGUGGCAGAUUAUUCCACUUAGCUAGUGGUAGGUCAUAUCAUGAAUUGUUCAAUCCCCCGAAAGUCCCCAUGGUAGAUGACGUAAGUUACAUUUUCUUAAUAAUAUAAAUGUCUACUUAUCGAGCCUAAUAGAUAGUUUUUAGGUACAUUGUUGUGUAAGCCUUUUGAUGUUGACAACCGAGUUAUUAUUUUAGGCUUGAUUGCACGCACUAUACGUGUAUUUCAAUGUAAUCAAAUAGAUAACGAACUAAAUUAUUCAAACUACUUUUUGUCUACCCUGGGUUCUGUGCUUCUGAAUUCCUCAAGUUUUUUAUUUCUCUGAUUUACGUUUUUUGAGUCGUUAUUUCAAUCGUCAAUAUUUUCUAUUACCAUUGGUACUGAUACUACUAUGAUUCACCCCAGCAAUUUCAUCCCGCUGUGCUAGUAGUGUAUGGCAACCUUAGUCAAUGCACAUACGCACCAGGUUGUGCGUUGAAAUUGACUGGUCCGAACUUUUUUUCAAGUUGUCCUCGCGAGGGUUCGUUAGCUGGUGUUAUAAUGUUUUUCGACUCCUAAUCUUUGGGCUAAUUGCAACACUGACUUAGUUUAAGGCUCUUUAUUGAUCUUUUUUCUCUUACUUAGAAUUUCCGCCGUCAUGUCUGCAUUGGUCUUCAUAUGGUGGCAAAGUGAACGGAUAGAUUACUGGUGAUCGUCUCGUCCAUCGCUCCGAUGACAAACCUGAAGCUUUGAAAAAGCGCUUGUAUGAGUAUGAGAAAAAUGCAACACCUAUUUUACAUUUCUAUGAAUCUCAAAAUAAACUACUUCGAAUAAACGCAAACAAAGAUGUUAAUCAGGUGUUCAGUGAUAUUCAGGAACUUAUUCGUGUGAAAUUAGCAGAGGGACGAUAGGCGUAUAAAAUGUUCUUAGUGAUCUUAUUUUAGUGUUUAAAUUAGAAGACUACUUCGAACAAUAUCUACCACUAUACUUUCCUGGGUUUUUAUUGAUGGAUAGUUUCCCUAAAAACAAUAACCAAAUUAUGUGUAGUUUUGCUUUCCCGAGAUUAAUUUUGUGUAUUGCAUAAUAAAGACCUCCAAUUAUCAUAUACCGUAUUUUCAAUCAAAUUUUUAGGUUUUCGUCCGCUUCAACCCUUUACAUUAUUAGUUCAAAAAGAAUUAAACGUUCUGCUUUCUCGGGACGUUACGUUUGUAAUUACUUUACUCAUUUCUUGAGGUUUAUGAUAGUUCCUAGUAAUUAUAAGUAAAGUUCUCCAUAUUGCAUAAAAUAAUUCUUUAUUGCUAUUAUGUUUGUAGUUACUGAU